Molecule: messenger RNA, 714 nt
Organism: Cooperia oncophora
Lineage: Eukaryota; Metazoa; Nematoda; Chromadorea; Rhabditida; Trichostrongylidae
Source: the annotation of a GenBank genome assembly
AUGCUCGAACUUUUAUGUGACGCUGUGUCGUCCUCUAAAGCAGAUGGAGCUUUUGGUUCCGGCCACCCGUCUUCCAAAUAUCAUGAGCUCGGUGGAGUUCCAUUAGAGACAAGCGCGCUGGCUCAGAUGAUAUUCUCGACGCCUCGCAGAGCUGUCAGUGAUGUGAUCAUUGAUAAAGUGCACACCGUCACUGCCGAAACACUCGUGAAGUUGAUUGGUAAAGCUUAUCCAUCAAAUAAGUUGGUCUUCUGUAAUCACUGCUCGAUUCAGUCUUCGGAAGCAAUAGUACCUGAACUUCUGUUGUCUUGUCCUGCACGAGAUGUUAGCAUAGUACCUAGUGUGGCGUUGUUGCACCACCUGUUUGAUGAUUCGGCUCUCGUGCGCCUCGUCUUAUCAGAUCAUGCAAUUCGGCGGAAUAUUCGACUCCCUCUGUGUGCAAUCACUCACCGAGGCAUUAGUCGCGCUGCUCAGGCGUUCUAUAAGCGGUGCUGCGAUGUAAUGGCUGAACUCACUGCCGAAAUGCAUGCACCAAAAUGGGAAAUCUCAGUGUCUUUUCCAUCGUCCAUACUGAUCGAUCGGAACUCCAUAGAAGUGCCAGAUGAAAUGCGAGGACAAUUCGCAAUCUGGAGUUUCUUCCCACAAUACAAUGACAGCUUUACUGUAGAGGUUCGCGUGGGUGGGAUGAAUCUGAAAAUCAUAGUGGAAUCACCAUGA